Bombus huntii is the source of this 1832-nucleotide messenger RNA. RefSeq lists its product as uncharacterized. The record is from RefSeq and is a predicted model, not a curated record. The transcript has 2 exons. Lineage: Eukaryota; Metazoa; Arthropoda; Insecta; Hymenoptera; Apidae. Bases 443 to 1798 code for a protein of 451 amino acids.
UUACGUGCUUUCGCUACCGAAGCGCGUCCUACGAUACAUUGUCUUCCUUUUCUCAUUUCCACCUUAGUAGAAGAUGUAAAAGUAAAAUAUCAAAUAAUUCGCAUAUAUUGAAAACUAAACACCGGCUACAGAGUCUACGUUCACGUACUUAAAAUCAAAUAUUAAAAAUUAAUGAAAAAUAUAAAGUACUAACGGAAGAUUGCCUAAUACGUUUUUGUUUGGUUGCACAUGUGUUUGAUUCGGUGAACUUUUUCCCACAAUUAUUGUGAAAUGUAAAUUUAUAUUUCUACAAGAUGGCAACGAUACGCAAGAAGAAUUGUAACUAAAAUGGAGAUAAAAAGAAAAAUUAGGGAAAUGGGUAUAAAACUGAUAGAAAUCCACUGGGAAGUAUAAGAUCUCAAUCAGAGUUUAAUACAAUAAUACAAAUAAAAUUCAAAUUACGAUGAGCAAGGAAGAAAACAGUGAUGGGGCUCCUCAAGAAGGAGCUGGCGGUGGUGAAAGCUCGAGAAAGGAGACGGAUAUCUAUGAAAAUCGAAGGACCAAGAAAAUAAUACGAUUAGUCACUGUGAUGGCUUACAUGUUCUCUGUAAGUUUCGUAGCCAUUGUCUUAAGUGCGUAUUAUUUAUUUCUUUGGGAACCACCUAAUCCAAGGCUUAUACGAAGACCAGUUCAAUUAUCUUCCGAACCCGAAGUACAAUACCUACAAGGCGAUAAAAUGACUGUGCAAGAUGACCCCAACAAACUCGCACAACACUCUAAUGCUACGAAUGUUUUGUUCUUGGCUCGUAUUGCUGACAUAGAAAAACCUGUCAAUAAUUACGAUCAUGUAAAAGAGCAUCGUGAAAAAUUAAACGAAUCUUUGUUUCUAUUACCAAAUUCUUUAAUUGAAUCUUGGAAAAAUAGAAUCAAUAAUCCGAACUCUUUUGUUCAAGAUUCCUCUCGAGAAAGUGGAACAUCUAAUUUUUUUAAUUAUACUUCAUUCGAAGAAGAAAAGACGUUGAACUUAACAAGAAAAUUAAAUGGAAGAGGUACAAAAGAUUCAUCUAAAAUUACGAAUCGUAUGUUCGGUAAUAAUGGUACAUUCCAGAUACUGGAGUCUUCGACUAUUUUUGGAAAUGAAACGAAUAAUGAUCAUUUUACAAAUACCAGAAACUAUUCUGAAUCAUCUCAAGAUAUUUUUCCAUUAAAUCACAAUUUUACGAAAAAUACAGUUACCAAUCGAAACGAAGACAAAAAUAAUGUUCUAUCAAGCUUUAAAUCGAAAGCUGAAACGUUUAAUAAAAAAAGUGUGAAAGUUAAAACGCCCCAGUAUCCUGAAAUACAUUUGCCCAAUGAAAGAUUUAUAGAUACUACAAUGACAAUUAUGACGAUAAAUGAUAAAGAAAAUUUCGAUAUCCAAAACAGUAGAGAAGAUCGUGCGUAUAAUAUCAACAAUCUAAAACAAGAAAUUAAUUUAAAUAAACAAACAACUCUAGAUUCUUCUCGUAAUUUGGAACUUGAAAAUCGUCUAGAAUAUCCUGAACAGUCCAACAAAUUACCUGGCAAACUGGCAAACAUUGCGUUGAACUUCAAAGAUACGCAAACAGAAAAAAUGACGACAAAAUUAACGACCAUGGCGAGUGAACGAAGUAUGUCAGAAAUCAUAACCACUCCACGACAGAAGGAUUUAUUAACUAUCUUAACAGAGAUUGCUGAAUCAUCGACUGCUCCCUCGCUAACAACACUCGAGGAUUUACAAACUAGUCUAAGUACAGAAACCAAAGAAAUAUCUACCAAAAUGCAUUCUAACAUUAAUUAAUAUGUUAGAAUAUUAAAAGUAAUUAAAAGAAGAA